CUUCCCCCCUCCUUUGAGCGAAGAGGGUGCCGGCAGUCGGACCCCGACCUGCCCACAUGAAUCGUCCGGCCGGCUGGUCGACUCCACGGCGUUAAUGUCCAUCUCGGGUCCGACGAGACCAGCUCAGAGGGGCCCGUGUUGGAAGGAGAUCUAAGAUGAAGUUAUGGGAUGUUGUGGCUGUCUGCGUGGUGCUGCUCAACACGGUCUCCACCUUGCCCCUGCCCACCGGUAAGACGCCUCCCAAGGGGUCCCCUUCAGUGGUAGAGGGACCUGAAGAUGAUCUCUCCCCCAUCAGCCUGCUGCCUCCCUAUGCUGUGCACAGUGACUCUAAUAUGCCAGAGGAUUAUCCAGAUCAGUUUGAUGAGGUAGUGGACUUUAUUCAAGCCACUAUUAAAAGACUGAGGAGGUCACCGGAUAAACAGACUCCGAUUUUUUCUAGGCGGGAGAGAAACCGUCAAAAUGCAGCCACAAACAUAGAGAAUUCCAACAAAAAAGGAAGGAGGAAUCAAAAGGGCAAAAAUCGAGGAUGUGUCUUAACAGAAAUACAUUUAAAUGUGACCGACUUGGAUUUGGGAUAUGAAACCAAAGAAGAGCUAAUUUUCCGGUAUUGCAGUGGAUCUUGUGAUGCAGCUGAGACCACCUAUGACAAAAUUUUAAAAAACUUAACCAAAAAGAAAAAACUGGUCACUGACAAAGUGAGGCAAGCCUGUUGCAGACCCACAGCCUUUGAUGAUGACCUGUCCUUUUUGGAUGAUAACCUGGUUUACCACAUACUGAAAAAACAUUCCGCAAAAAGGUGUGGAUGCGUCUGACAGCUGCAUGUCCAUGCGGCACCAGUUUUCCAUUCCUGCUAUGCUGCAAAGAGAGGGACCAAGGUUCCCAGGGAAGUGUCUGCUCCAAGUGGAGGAAAAAGGACCAAGAACACAGACUAAGGAGCCAUGAGAGCCUGGGGAUAAGGAGGCAUGCGGCAGAGUAGAAGAAUGGAGACUUCUGGCAUCCUAUGGGGAUUUAGAUAAAAGCUCAGGUGGAGAUGACGAUGGAUGGAUGAUGUGCACGCUACCUUUCCUGUUUGACUCAGUCCACCAUCAGUGAGACUCAAUCCAUGAGGAACGUGCUUAAAAACACAACCCUGCCAUACCACGCUGUGUUGUAGUUAUGCCAUGAUAUACCAGUUAUACCAAGAAGCUUAGCUAAGAAGUAGCUUAGGAGUCCCUUACUAAUCCCCUGUGCCCUCAGCUCUACUGAAAGACACAUUGUGCUACUGCUCACUGGAGGGCAGUUCCUGAGUGCUUAGGACAACUCCUAAGUUAUAAGAUUACCCUUGUAAGUAAGAUGAUAUUGGGCAAAUAUCAAAAUGACCAGGCUCAAGUUCUUAUGAAGCAAAACAGUUCCACUUACUGGCUAAGUUUGGUUAUUUCCAUCUUGCGUUUCUUCAAAAUGAGUGCAGUUUCUUCUGCUACCUGUGAAAACAAGUUGAGUUUUUAAGCACUUCUUCCUAGUAUAGAAAGAGAAAUAACAAGCCCAGCCUACACAAAAUGUGUUUCUUUAGGUUUACAAAGGACUAACGUCACUUGCAUAACUACAUUUCUAUUUGGUCAUUGUGAUUGAGAGAGACUACUUGAUGCAAUGCAUCCCUUCAGAGACAUAAGUAUACAGAAGAUAUUUAUUGAGAUUAAGUUAUUGUUAUUUAUUACAGUUCAGUAAUGAGUCUCAUUAUUUAUUAAAGUGUCUUUCAAAGGUGCCAAAGUAGAUGGCACUUGGGGAUAUAGAGAGACAAAGACGUUGGGAACAACGAUCCAUGCUUUUGAUUGAAGGUGUUAACUUGAAUGCAAAAAAUCACUUACUUUACCUUUUUUUCUUUUAAACAAAAUCUUGAUUAUUUUCACAAAAGGUAGUGCUGAAGCCUGCAGCCCUUAUUCCUGUCACUAAGCCUUUUGAAAAUUACUGCAGUCGUGCAUGCGCAGGAGCAGCAAUGGCUCUGGACGAGUGAGGGUCGCAGGACUUGGCUCAACAUUAGCAAUUUGUUAGAAGAACUAAUUUUAGUCAUAUUUUAAAUGUAGCCACAUUUUUUCUCACACUUUAUGCCAACUGACCUCAUAUAACUAUUGACAAAUGGAAAAUAAUCACAUUUAGCCUUAUAAUUUCUAGUUAUAUUUAUUUAAGCUUUUCCUUCCAUACUUCCGUAUAGAAGAGGUUAAAUCCCUCUUACUAGUUAGCCCUGGAUUUAAUAUAGCCUGCAAGUAAACAGUUGUGUUAAAUAACCAGAGUGUUUUGUAUAAUUUGCUGAAACAUUACAGGAUCAUACCCAUGCAGCAGAACAGUCCAAGUUUCCUUAGGAGGAGGGAGGUUGUACAGCAAAGGUGUUAGUACGUGACCGCUAACACAAGCUCUCAUUCUGGAGACAUUUUUCCCAAAAGAGCAGGAGUGCAGGUCACUAGACAUACCUGACAACCAGUGAAGCAUCAACUCCCACAAAAACAACAUGAAAAAAAAAUCCUCAUUGAAAACCAUGGUCCAACCUUUUAUCUCAUGCAUGUAAUGGCUCUCCAUACUCAUUUUGCCCUGGGCCCCUUGGGGCACCACUGAAGAAGGGUCUAGAGGUCAAAAAAGUCCAGAACAGGCAUAGAAAGGUGUACCAGGUGUAUGGCAUGUAAUUCAUCCCCGACUUCCGCCACUUUCCUGGGCGGAGGGAGGAUAGACCUGGAGAACCAGCAGCAGGGUCUGUUCUCACACUGCCACGGGGACGCCGUACCCUCCGUGCAGCCAGGGGUGGUGACACCACCACAGUGGCACAAGGUGGGCGCCGAGCGCCUGCCAGGGGGAGGCUGAGCUGCGCUGCCGGGCAGCUGAUCGGCGACAGCGCUCAGAGCUGUGCUUUCUCUUGCCGCAGCUGAUGAAAACUUGCCUCCAAGCAUUAUCUGUGCAGCUUGAAGAGGCUGCAAUCAAAGCAAAUCUCUAUGUUCAAAACACAAAAGGGUAAAGUUUGUGAUUUUUUUUUUUAGGUUUUUGGUUGGUUUUUUUUUAGUUUUUAGACCUUACUGAAGACAGGAGUGUGCUUCUCUGGAUUUUUUUACUUCACCUGCAAUUAUAUGUCUCAGUCAUUUGUGUUAAUCAACCAAAGUUCUCUACAGACUUUAUUUUUGUACAAUAUUCAUUUUAUAACUUUUUACAAAAUAAAAUUCAUUUCUAUUGUUACAUGGUUGUUGUUUGUGCUUCCCCGUCAUACAGUUUCCAAGUUACAGUGUUGCCCAGUUUCCCAGUCUGCAUGAGACAAUGCUGUGGGGCCAGAAAAUCCUUCAUGGAGUGAAACCUUCCUCUCCUAUCUCACCAACACCUUUAAUGUGGAUCAGAGGUGUCUGUAGCUUCUUAUUGAAACAUAACUGAGUCACUGCAAUAACUGACUUGAAAAUGCAUGGUGAACAGUAAUAGUAAUCUCUACACAGGGGCAAGCUUCAAGCUUCAAGCUUCAAGCCUCUGAAGUUCUCCUUUGUUCACGUGGCCUUGGCUAUUGAUGGCAACAAUUCCUGCACUCAGAGGAGAUUGCAUUUUGCUUUGCUAAUCCAGGUGUCACAUCAGUUGGACUAAAUUCCAUCUACUUUGUCAGUUCUUUUUUUUUUCAUCUUUAAACAGGAAAAUAAAACUCAAGGAAUUUUCUUUUCCACCAUGUUUAUGGAACAGAUGAGGACAGGUUUUGUGGCUGUGGCCAGCAACAUUUCCUCAACUGUUUCAUGUUAAGCUUUGCAGUUCCCAUCACAGAGCC
Messenger RNA from Motacilla alba alba, 3760 nucleotides. RefSeq names its product glial cell derived neurotrophic factor (gene GDNF). NCBI's taxonomy places the organism in Eukaryota, Metazoa, Chordata, Aves, Passeriformes, Motacillidae. The record is from RefSeq and is a predicted model, not a curated record. Gene Ontology annotation, molecular function: glial cell-derived neurotrophic factor receptor binding; growth factor activity; receptor tyrosine kinase binding. The coding region runs from base 156 to 812 and encodes 218 amino acids. Gene Ontology annotation, biological process: positive regulation of branching involved in ureteric bud morphogenesis; peripheral nervous system development; negative regulation of neuron apoptotic process. The transcript has 3 exons.